AAGAAGAAGAAGAAGCCCGUCGAAAUGGACGUCUUUGACAAUGUUGCCACGAUUUAUUUCGACUUCGUGAUUUUGCAGUAAUUUUGCAAAUCAGAGACUUCACGAGUUCACUGUUCUAUCUAAUGCAAUAGCCAACCAAGGAGCAACCCAGAUAACUGAAGGAGUCUGGAUAUUAUCUGCAGUUGCAGAUGAACUUAUUGUCCAAGUUCUCCUGGAAGCCUUUGACAACAUGGAGGAAAGUUGGGACAGCAUAGAUGAAGCAGGAGACUACUCAACAGAUGCAGCUAGACAUUUACCAAGCUGUUCAUGUCAGCAAAUCACUGAACACAAGGGAACAGAAGUGGGAGAAGAGACCCUGACUGACAUGACAGCAUUUAAGGUGAAGAAUGAUGAAGGCUCUGCUCCUGUUUCAGACAUCCACAGUCAUUCAAAGAUCAUGGCUCAAGAUCUUCAUCGAAAGGCGACAGAGGUCACCCACGAUAAGUGUCCUUCUGUCUCAGAAAGAUCAUGCCCUGUGGGCCUAACAAAUGUUCAGGAAAUAUGUAUUUUGUCUUCUGGAUUUGAUGUAAAAAAGAACAGAGGGAGAGAUUCUGCUGCAGUGGAGGUUGACACUAUAGUUUCUUUCCCCCCCUUUUCAAGCAAUCUGUCAAAAAACAUGAAGGGAAAUGUCACACUUUCACCCACAGAGAAGAUUGCUGUGACUCAAGGGCUAUCGGCCUCUUCUCUAAGUAACCACACACAAUAUUCAAGAGAGGAUGAGAAAACCUAUGCUGAUGUUUCACAUCAAACGUUACCACUUGCAGGUACCAAGAAAGGAAAAGAGAAAAUGUCCUUUAAUACCCUUUUGCCUGUGAUGGAAAAGCAACAAAAGCGAAAAGCUGGUCGGCCAUAUAAGAAGAAAACUCUAGUGAAAAUGGCAAAACUUUUUGCAAUUGUCCAAGAACGGGAUUCAGAUGUCACAGAAUUACACAGGGUGACUCACCAUAAGGAUACUCUAACACCCUCAUGCAAACAAACGAAAGAGAAGAAAAAGGAUGAAAUGUUAGAAUUUCCCCCAACUACCUCAAGUGACACAUGCUUUGGAUGCAAUUCAACAUCUGAUUCUUCAAACCACCUUACUAUUGCACAUUCAGAUGACAUCAUUUCUGCAUCUCAAAUAGCUGGACCAAGUAUUUCUAUGGAAUUUAACCAACCCUCCAGGAUACAGAAACCUUCAAAGACCACACAAAAAGAAGAAUUAAAAAUAAAAGAAGUGUCGGCGCUGAAAUUGACCACUGUCACAAAGGGGCAAUAUUCUCCUAUAGAACAAGCUCUGACACAAAAUACCUUGGUGCCAUCUGAGAAUGCAUUGAAAGUACAAAAGAGACCUGGAAAAAAUAAAAAGAUGAUAUCCAAAGGAGGAAAUGGAAGGACUCAGGCAUUCAAAAGAAACCGAAUGAAUCCGAGCAGCCUGUUCACCACUCAGUCACAGAGUAGCAAUGCUACACCCCAAGACAAAAUUAAUUUAGGACUCUCUCAAGAUGCGACUCCACUGCAGUCAUCAGAUAUAAAAAUGGAGCCCAAAUACUUGUCAGACACUUCUGUCUUGGAUGUAAAGAACAAUUUGAAGGAACACCAAAAAAGAGAAAGUCCUGGUAUAAUGUCAAAAUGCUUUGACUUGUCUAUCACUCAAAAAGACCAGGGGGCACGAAGUGACAUGAAGAGGGAAAUCAAAGAUAAUGUAACUGCUAACAUAUCAGCUGUAGGAAAGCAGGGGGAAAUGACUCCAAGAACUCAAGAGCUCUCAAGACUAAAGAGUAUUGAGGAUGUGCUCAAAUUGAAGCGGAAAGCUGGUCGACCAUUCAAGAAAAAUACGUUGUUUAAAAUGGAUAAGCUGGUAGCGAUAGCACAGGAAGGAAGAACUAAUGAUACAGAGAAUAGUGGCAUGACUAAAGAGUGUGUUCCAAAAUUCCCUGCAUAUCACCCCCUAAAGUCAAAAGUAAAAAAGGAAAAGACUGACACAAAAACCUUGGCAUCAAAUUCACCUAGAAGCCCCUCAAGAAAAUCCAGCAGAACAUGUAAAACUACCCCAAAAACUGUUCAAAAGAUGCAAGUCCUCACACACACGCUCACCCAAUCAGUUUUACCAGUUCCAUCCAAUCUUAUUGAACCUAUUCUCAAAUCAGAGGACACAACUCUUAUCUCCUCAACGGUCUCUCCAAUUCCUUUAUGUAGUGCAGAGAUUUUCCCUCAACAGGAAAGCCACAGAUGCAGAAACCCCCCGAAGAAAAACACAAAAGUUAACAAAAAGAUGACCACUGCAGUCCCACAUCCUCCAAUAUUUGCAGUAGUUUCCAAGGCCCUUGCUGAGAUUGUCUCUACAGAGAAUGGUAAAGAAACAAAGAAAGACAUUGGAUCCAAAAGAAAAUGCAAACGGGUGCCUAGAACUUCUGGUGUAUCAGAAUUGCUGUGUACAAAUGGAAUUCCUCAGGGAGAUAUACAUACCCAAUCUAAUAGGGAUGAGGUAUAUUCCAAGACUUCAGCCCCAACUGUGCCACAAUCCCAGAACACACGGAAGCGUGAGGUUCAAAAUAAAAAAGGUACAGAAAAGGCAGCUGUCCCAUUAUCUGAUGAAACUGUCCUUCCUGUUUCAGAUUGCCAGUUGCAGGUGCAAAGUCACAGUGCAGCUCAGGAAACGCCUUUACUGCCAUCAAAGAUUAAGACAGAUUCUGACACAUUAUAUCUGACACCUAGAACGGUUAGGAAGAAAAAUCCAAAGACGUGUAAGGAAAUAAAAAAACCUUCACCGAAAGUUGAGAAGGCACAGGUGCCAUCUCUGGAUUCUUCACUUGGAGUGGAACAUAUAUGUCAUGAUGUGCCACAUGUGGAUCAAAUGAGACAAGUGGAAGCAGUGAUCGAGUCAGUAAUUGAGGAUCUCCACAAACCACUGAAACAUGUGAGUCAUAGAAAAAAGAUUAAAAAAGAGGCUAGCAAUGUUCUUGCUUUAACUCUGAAUCCUUCACUUGGAGUGGAACAUAGAACUCCUGAUGUGCCACAAGUGGAUCAUAUUAGACAAAUGGAAGCAGUGAUAGAGUCAGUGAUUGAGGAUCUCCACAAAAAAGAGGUCAGUGAUGUUUCUGCAUCAGCACACUCAACCUUUCCUGCCUCAAAUAAUCUGUGUGAACCACAUAACCAUAGUACAUUAUCUCAAAUGCUUCUGCUGCCAUCAGAGAUAAAGACAGAAUCAGGCAGAAUCAAUAAUGCCAUACCCAGAACUCCUGAUGUGCCACAAAUGGAUCAUGUAAGACAAAUGGAAGCAGUGAUAGAGUCAGUGAUUGAGGAUCUCCACAAAAAAGAGGCCAGUAAUGUUGCUCCAUUAAAACCAACCACCUUUUCUGCCUCGGAUAACCUUUUGGAACAGCAUAACCAUAGUACAUUACCUCAAUCUUCUUUUAUGUCAUCCGGAGAGACAAAAUCAGGCUUGAAACAUGCAAUACCCAAAACGUCAACAAAAAAUAAGUCAAAAACAUUAAUGAAAGAGAAACUUACCCUCAAAAGCUAUUCAAAAAAUCCUAAGAAAGCAGCUAUACAAACUUCAGUUCCUACAUCUGACACAAUGCAUGUGUCAAGAGUUAAGAAGAAUUUCAAUAUUUGUAAAGAAAGAAAAAGAUCUUCACAUAAAGUUGAGAAAGCACAGGUGUCAUCUCUGGAUCCUUCCCUUGGAGUGGAACAUAGAUGUCCUGAUCGAAUAAGACAAGUGGAAGCAGUGAUAGACUCCCUGAUUGAGGAUCUCCACAAACCACUCAAACCUAAUGGACAACAAAAAAAGUUUAAAGAGGAGACCAGUAAUGUUUCUGCAUUGGAACAAACAACAUUUCUCGCCUCAAAUAACCUGUUGGAACAGCAUAACCAUAGUACGUUACCUCAAUAUUAUUUUCUGUCAUCCGGAGAGACAAAAUCAGGCUUGAAACAUGCCAAACCCAAAAUGGCAACGAAAAUGAAGUCAAAAGCAUGCAGUAAAGGGAAACUAUUUAAAAAUACUAAGAAAGCCUCUGUAAUAACUUCAGAUCCUUCUAUUGGAGCAGAAAAUGGAUGUCUUAACAUGCCUUCCCACCUUACCCAAGCAGAGAAGGGCGGAAAGGGAGAUGGAAAAAACAAUAAAUAUGUCGGAAAGCAUGAAAAGGAAGCAGUGAUAUCAGUGACCGGUGAUCAUUUGGAAACAGCAGCCCACAAACCACAUCAACGUAAGGGGCCAAGAAAGAAGCUAAAAGAGGACAGCAGUGUUUCCAAACCAGGACAAGUAGAAUCUACUACUUCAGAUAGCCAGCUAAAACAGCAUGACCACAAUGCAUUACAGCAAGUUUUUUUGCUAGUAUCGGAGGCAAAGACGGAAUCAGGAAUAGAGCAUAUCAUGCCAGAAAUGGAAAUAACAAAUAAGCCAAAAACAUGCAGGAAAAGGAAACUCCCUUCAAAAUCACUCUCAGGAAAUGCUAAAAGAGCAGCUAUGCGAACUUCAAAUCCUACUCUUGGAGCAGAAGUUGGAUGUCUUAAAAUACUUCCCCACCUUACCCAUGCAGAGCAAGGAGGAAAGAGUGAUAGGAAAACCAAUAAAAAUGUAGUUAAACAUAAAAAAGAAACAGUGACAUCAGGGAUGGAAGAUCAUAUGGAAACAGCCCACAAACGACAUAUGGGGUCAAAAAAUAAUCGAAAAGAAGACAACAAUGUUUCCAUAUCAGAACAAGCAGCAACUCUUACCCCCGAUAAACGUUCAAACCAAGUUGCUGUGCUGGCAUCAGAGAUACAGUCAGGAUCGAGCAGUGGACAUGUCACACCCCCACAAAAAAAACAUAUUUCAAAGGCAUGCAAGAAAAGGAAAAUACUGUCCAAACAAAGCUCAAAGAUCACUGAAACUCCAACCCCACCAAGUUCAAAACCAUCUCUUGGAGUGGAAUAUAGAUAUUCUGAAAUGGCUACCACUUUCACACAUGUGGACCAGGUUCAGAAUAUUCUUGAUAGUCCUAAAGGCUCCAAAGCGAGUAGUGAAAAUACUGGAUCAAGCCAUCCAAUAUCAAAUGUAAGACAUUCCAGACGGCCCUCCAAAUCUAAUUCACAUAUCACAACUGACUUGAUGCAAGAUCAAGCAAUUUUAUCAGUUACAUCACAUCUCACUAAUCAACCUACCAGUCCUGUAUCAACAACAGUGUCCUCAACUGCAGCACAAGGACAGAUUACUGAAUUAGUGAGUGCUCUUUGUACAGAGAAAAGGCCACAUAAAAUAGGGAGGCCUCCUAAGAAGAAAAAAUCUCAGAGACCAAAAGGAACAGGUCUUGAUAAGAAUAUCACAGAUGACGACGACGAAUGUGUUAAAUUCUUAUCAGCAUUUGUAAAAGAGGAACUAAUUGAGGAAGAAAAAAGUCUAGAAAAUAGGGGGGGGAAAAAGAACGGCAAAGGGAAGAAAGGCAAACUUUUACAAACUGACAAUGUGAGUACACCAAGUAAACCUAGCCAAUCUCAGGUGAAAGAUGGCAAUGCAUUAGCAGAUGACAAAUUAGUUUUACAAGUCCCUAUAGAUGAAGCAAGGGACUCUAUAUCUAUUGCAAUAGACUCAAUCAGUGCUGUGAUUCCCAAACAUAAAAAAGGUGGUCGUAUUGCCAAGGGUAAAAGAGUUCAAAACAUUGCAUCCACCCCCAACAUCCCCAGUGACCAGCAAUGCAUGAAUAUGUCCCCAGAAGAAACAUCUCUGUGUCUCAGCAAUAUAUCAGAAAAACACAGAAAACGAAAAGUUGACAGCAGCAGUGCUGAUUUUGUUAAUGCAGAUAUAAAUGUUCUAAAUCUUAAAGAUGAUCUUAGUGAUAGAUCUGAAAUACUGGACACAUCCUUACUAGGGAAUCAGAGGGUGAAGAACAAGGGUAAGAACAAAUCCAAGACAAUUGCAGAAGAACAGACAGUGGCCACAUCAGUGGUAAAAGAGAUGGUGUGGCUCGAUUUACAGACCACCAUAGCAGCACUGAAAAAGAAACGAGGUCGGCCAUUCAAGAAAAGUACCUUGAUAAGAAUGGCAAAACAGCGGUCAUGUGAACAGCAGAAGUCAAACACUAGCAGAAAACUUUCCGUGAACAAGACACCGAGCUGCAAAUCAACUUCCAAGGGAGGGAAAAUGCACAAAUUCAACCCAAUGUCAACAACUUCAAGAAGGCACACUAGAGCAUCUGAGGCAAUGAAGAAUGAAGACCCUGUUCUUAAACAACCGCAAGAUGACAUAUGGGAGAUCAUUGAUGUAUCCAGCAACAUUUUCUCCCCAAUUGUGACUAAUUCCCGAAGUAUUUCAGUGGAAGAAAUCGAAACUUCAGAAACUAUUUUCUCUGUUGAUGCAGGGGCGACACAAGGAAUCCAGCAAGUUGAGUCUACCCCGUUAACAACCCCUCUCACAAAAUUACCUCAUAAAGUGACUGGCAUGAAGAAGAGACGCAGGAGAAAUAAAACUGGAUGGGCUACAAAAGUGAAAUCCAAACGACCUCUCUCCAAAGUGAACUGUGGGGGUACGCUUGAGGUGUUUGUUCAGUCUUCCAUUGACAACACUGGACUCUCAUUCAACUCUAGCCGCUGUAAUUCGUUAACAGAAAAUUACACAUUGGAAAGUGUUGAACAAGAGAAAGAAUGUAGAGCACAAGUGAAAGCAGUAACAACCAACUACAAUAGAGUUUGUGUGGAGAAGGAGAUCAACUGUGGCGAUCAACCCCUAACAGCUCGUGCUAAAUUGCAGCAUUCAAGUGUACUCCUACACAAUUUUAAGACAAGGAAACCUAUGUCAUGCCAUUUCUGCAGUCGCUCAUUCCGUCACAUAACAGCAUACACAAUUCACAAGCGUAUUCACACAGGUGAGAAGCCUUACAGUUGCCAGAAGUGCGGCAAGCGCUUUGCUCAUCUCUCCAAACUCAAAUCACACUCAAACAUCCACAAACAACAUGGGCCCAUUCAAUGCCCAUGUUGCGUCACUCAGUCUCCAAAUAAAGAUGACUUGAUUGAUCAUUUCAAGAUCCACAUGAAGGGUACCAAGAGGUUCAGUUUGAUUAAUAAAACAAGAAGAGACAAAGAUAUCCAGAUUCAACCUUACACUGAUUACAUAGAGUCCCCAGUCUCUCUUAAUGGCAGGAAAUCCCUUAGAUGCUCCACUUGCUUGAAUCUUUUUUUCAGUAAGGCCACAUUGAAGCUGCACCUACAAACACACAGUGGAGUGAGGCGUUUCACCUGCAAAGUCUGUGGCAAGAUGUUUAUCACGUUCUCAAGUUUCAAUGCACAUGAAAAAACACACUGGCCUGUUAAACCGUAUGCUUGCUCUGUGUGUGGAAAAGGCUUUGUUCUGCUAAGGGAGCUCAAAACCCACUCUCAUAUGCACUCAGGAGAGAUGCCUUUCUUCUGUAACCACUGUGGUCAGGCCUUUAGCAACUUCUCAUCCUUGCGCACACAUCAAGUCUCCAAAGUGUGUUUUGAGGCUAGAGACGAAGGGAGUGGAAACAAGGUUGACAUUGAGGGGUUCCUGGUGGAGCAAAGGGCUGAUGGGCAGAUUAAUACCCCGAUGUACUUUAAAUGUCAGAUUUGCAAACAACUUAAUCGUCACUGGUGUCAGUACAUUCUUCAUCUGCAAACGCACACUAAUAACAAGCCAAACCUUUGUGAGAUCUGUGGACAACGGUAUGAUCAGGUUCCUGAAUUAUGUGUUCAUUGUAAAGUGUGCUGCAAAUCAAGUGGAGAGGAGAGGGCAUGCAAUUCGUCCUUGUCAGAGGUCUGGCAUGAACCCCAAUCUCUGCAAAAUCCGAUGCACGUGACUGAAAUAGAUUUUCUGUGCAAUGAUAAUCAGGAAAUGUUAUCUACUGAUGACCAACAUCCUAAAUGUAAGGAGCCUGAGCCCCUGCCACCUCUGGAAACUAUGGAGGAGUAUUCCUCAGAUGUGCUUCCACAAAACCCCACACCUGCUUGCCAUAUCCCAGGUAAUGGGUUAGCGAUAAAUCGACCUUCUCCCUCAAACUCCAUGUGUACAAGUUCUGCCAUAUUGUCCCCCUCUGUAAUGAGCUGUAAUUCAGUACGUGUGGUUCAACAGCCUUCAGGUUUUCGCUCUCGUUUUCAGACCCAUGCUCCUUGUGACAGAUAUCCCCGUGGACAAUGUGGAAAAUCCUUUAACCAGUGGAACAAGCUCUGGUUGCAUCAGGGACUACACAGAGAAAAACGCUGUAGCUUCUCAUGCACUCAGUGCAAUUUAGAGUUUCGCUUCUUUGGCUCCUAUAGGGAGCACAUGCAGGAACAUGCAGCGCAGAGACCCUAUGCUUGUCAGUUAUGUCCCAAAACCUAUGUCAUUGAAGAAGACUUAAAUACCCAUCUGUGCAAAAAUCACCAGCCGUGCGCAAGCCUGAAAUGUGACACGUGUGGAAAGGGUUUCACCAGUUUCAGAAAUUUGGAGAGACAUCGUCUCUUACACAGAGGUGCUAGCUCGCACUAUUGUCUCCCUUGCAAGCUCCCAUUUCCUAGUUACCUAGCCUUAAAGAAUCACUUGAAGGCUCACAAAGCCCGCCCUGUUAUCCCUCUCCCUGAAGGGCCAUUGGAACCACUUCGAUUUCCCUAUCACUGUAGAAAAUGUAAUGCCAGAUUUACAACCACAGACUUGCUCCAAGCCCAUCAGGUUUGCCAUCUUAUAGGGGGGAAGAAAACAUAUAGCAGUUCAGCAAAUGUAGUUUCUGCUUCCCUGACCUCCAAGCUCUCAAACAAACCAACAGAGAGAGUCACGCCGCUAUCCCCUACGACAGUACCUAGUCUUCCUCUGUCAAAGAAAAGGAACAUAUAUAGGUAUCCUCACCCUGAUCGUCUGUAUGUUGUCCCUAAAAUAUCCUCACAGCCACCGGUUGUUGUUUCAGACACAGAGGAAGAGCCCCAAGAGAUUAUGAACUCUAGCUUAUCCUCAGUCCACGACUCGCCCCGUAACACUGUGUCCCUUGAACAUGAAGGGCGAACCAGCCCUAGCAAUAAUUGUUGUGAGGCAAACAACUCGGAUCUACCUCAGCGCUCAUGCCCCUCAUGUGUCCUUAUUUAUGAACCUACUCAAUGUAUGCCAAAAACAGACACCCCACACAUGCCGACUCAUGAACCACCCUGUCCCUUGGAUAAAGGUCCUCAGAAUGUACCACCUCAAAGAUGGAAAAAGUCUAAGGGUAAUGAUGAUGCUUUCUUUAGAGCCUCAACAACAUGUGUGAUAUCAAGGGGCAAAAAACAGCGGUAUGAUGGCUUUGAGUGUGCUGAUUGUUGGGUAACAUUUAGCGACGUCUCAGAGCUACAUGAGCAUUACUUACAUCAUGCCAGGGGGGUGAAGUGAAAAUCAAUAUAUUUUUGCAUUUGCAUCAAAGUAUUCAGACCGAUCUACUUUUUCCACAUUUUGUUACGUUACAGCCUUAUUCUAAAAUUGAUUUUUGCAGAUGUAUAAAAAAUUAAAUAUCACAUUUACAAGUAUUCAGACCUUUUACUCAGUAGUGUACUUUGUUGAAGCACCUUUGGCAGUGAUUACAGCCUUGAGUCUUCUUGGGUAUGACGCUACAUGCUUGGCACACCUGUAUUUGGGGAGUUUCUCACAUUUUUCUUUGCAGUUCCUCUCAUACUGUCAGGUUGGAUGGGGAGCGUCGCUGCACAGCUAUUUUCAGGUCUCUCCAGAGAUGUUCAAGUCUGGGGUCUGGCUGGGUCACUCAAGGAUAUUCAGAGACUUGUCCCGAAGCCACAACUGUGUUGUCUUGGCUGUGUGCUUAGGGUCGUUGUCCUGUUGGGGUAAAGGUUCACCUUCUAAUAUAAGGUCCUGAGCGCUCUGGAUCAGGUUUUCAUCAAGGAUCUCUCUGUACUUUGCUCCGAU
Molecule: messenger RNA, 9865 nt
Organism: Salmo salar (Atlantic salmon)
Lineage: Eukaryota; Metazoa; Chordata; Actinopteri; Salmoniformes; Salmonidae
Source: RefSeq, a predicted model, not a curated record